Molecule: messenger RNA, 2385 nt
Organism: Hylaeus volcanicus
Lineage: Eukaryota; Metazoa; Arthropoda; Insecta; Hymenoptera; Colletidae
Product: inositol 1,4,5-triphosphate receptor associated 2-like
Exons: 11
Coding region: 760-2265 (501 amino acids)
Source: RefSeq, a predicted model, not a curated record
UAAUUUCUACUCUACUCAAAAAUUCUUCUCUUCUUCGUACUCUAUAUUUACAAGAAAGAGUUCCGCAACAAUAUUACAACAUUCUUCGUAUAAUUUCAUUUCUAACCGACUUCGAAAAAGAGAAGGUUACUCGAUUCGAUGUGCAUAUCUUUUUCUUUCAUAGUGCAAUAAUUUACUAAAUCGAAGAGCAUUAUAAAUAUAAAUGAUUGAAAGCCGUGAAUUUCCAUUUUCUCCAAAGUAUAAUCGUCUUCAUUUAUUAAACAAAAACAUUUCAGUCUGGAUCAAAAGAGCAAGAAUCGCGACAGGGGAGAAUAUCGUGGGUGGGGAGACCAAGAGAGAGAGAGAGAGAGAGAAUGGUCGAGGAGAGGACAGGAGAACUAGAGCGAGAAAGAGACAAGCUUCAUACGCGUUCGCAUUCAGUCUGCCUGCGGCAUUCGUGCCAGUCGUAUUCCGUUGCUUCUUUCACCAUAUUUUAUUUUUAUCUUUUUUUUUUUAAAUAUUUCCUUUUCCAGUUUAUACAGCCUCUUCACUAGUCGAAACAUGAGCUAAACGGUGAACGCAGUACACGCCAAUUGACAAACAGAGAUACAGGCAUCCCCCGAGUGGAGAUAAUGUGCGUUUCACCUCGUAACUCCUUGGUCGUCUUCUCAAAUACCACGAUGCAAUCUGGCUAAGAUCAAGGAUUCGGCGUCGCCCCGCGCGUUUCCGAGCGCGUCGAGUGCUGGUCGUCGCGGCAAGUACACACCAGUCGAUCCAGAAAUGUCGAGUCACGAGGAUAGCUCGAUCGGUUCGGAUAACGAGGACGAGUCGAUCGGGGGAAUCCUGAACGCGAGCCGUCCGCCAGACGAGACCUCGUGGAACGCGGUGCCAAGGAGUGGUGGAAUUCCCCCGCAACCCUCGUCGUCUUUUUCCAUCGGUGAUGCCCCAGGGAAACCGGAUUCGGGUGAGCCGCUCGACGAAAAGAGAACGGAAGACCUCGAGGAAUCUCGAUCGACACCAGAGAAGCGACAAAAAUUUUCUGACGGGAGGAGGUCCUUGUCGGAGGGCGACGGCGAACAAUACCAAAAUGCAAAAGGCUGCAGAUGCAGCAGACUGGAAUCAUCCGAGGACAGAGAGCAGAUUCGAGCUUUUCCUAGCUUCACUGAUGCUCGGCUGCAGAGAAUGAGAUUAUCGAACUUCGAAGAAACAAACACUUUGUACAGAGAGAACUUUGCGAUAUCAGAAAACGAGCUCGAGCGCAGAUACAUCGCGUUCUCGAUAGGGCUCAGUACAGACAGGAUCACCUUGCAUCGGAGAUUAAUAUUAUCUCGGCGACAACGAGAUCUAUCAGAACGUAACUUCACCAGUGAAAUUCAGAAAAUGCAGGAAGACAUACAGGAGUUAUCGCCGCUGUGCACAGACAGGGAAUCGAUGGAGAAAGUGGAAAAGGUCCGUUGCAGGCUAGAGACUAUAAAGAAAUGCGUUCGUAGGACCUGUUACGCUGCUGAAACUCUCGGAGCAGUGCAACAAGAGCAAAGGGUCUGUGGAGGAGUUUUCAUAGCAGACAAGUAUCUUCGAACACUGCGUUCGAGGUGUGAGAGUCUGGCCACGGAAAUCGCUGAGAUCAAACGAAUCUUGUUGAUGCACAACAUCGUGAUCGAGGAGGGCACAGGAGAGAUGGUCGACGAUGCGUCUAAAUUACGUUACUCCAAUAAUCGAGCUAUGGUGUCUAGAAGGAGAGCGAGCAUUGCAACAUUUUCAGGACCUAUAUUUACGCAAGAUGUGAUAAAGGAAGGUCCUAGACAACGUAAUUCCAUUUCCGGUAGAGUUACCCUAAUAACACAAAGGAGGCCAUCGUUGUGCUCCGAUAUGCAACGUUGGGAAAAUGAUAAACUAAACCGAACAGACUCCAGUAGCGUCACUGAGUUACGCGACAUUUCUGAACAGAUCGAGUCGAGGAGGAACUCUUUGGAAGAGAAUAAUAAUCUUCUAAGACACGAUCAAGCGAAUAAUAUUGAGCCUGUGAAUUGUGACGUUAGCAAUAACGCGGAAAACGAAGAUCGAUCAUCGUCGUCAUCGUCUUUCUUAGAAUCCAGCAUGACCAAACACGUUGAGAAACAAUUAAUAUCGUGUAUAAGAAAGGCCGAACCCUUACGAAUAACUAGAAACUUCCAAACAUGGCGGCCGAUACUAUGGUGCGCAUUGAUCUUCUUCCUUGGAUUUUAUGCAAAUUACAUUACUUCAUCGGUGAAUACGUGCGAACACAUGACUACCCUAACAAAAUGAUCGAUUUCAAUUGUAAGAUCUAAAGGUUAAUCUUGUCUACUAGGGUGUUACAGUAUUAAAAAUUUAUUCAGAGUGUAAAAAUAUUUAUAAGGUAAAAUAAUAAAAGACCAGGAUUACAAA